Acanthisitta chloris (rifleman) is the source of this 2952-nucleotide messenger RNA. Its product is annotated as microtubule-associated protein 4-like. Gene Ontology annotation, cellular component: neuron projection. Gene Ontology annotation, biological process: microtubule cytoskeleton organization; neuron projection development. The transcript has 19 exons. The record is from RefSeq and is a predicted model, not a curated record. The annotation marks the transcript as partial. Gene Ontology annotation, molecular function: microtubule binding. Lineage: Eukaryota; Metazoa; Chordata; Aves; Passeriformes; Acanthisittidae.
AUGGCUGACCUGGAUCACAGCCUCAGUCUGGCGGACGCUCUGUCGGAGCCACCUCACGAGAUUGAGGAAGAAGUGAAAAGGGACUUCAUUGCCACGCUGGAAGCAGAGAAAUUUGAUGAUGUGGUUGGAGAAACAGUAGACAAAACAGACUAUGUUCCACUGCUGGAUGACGAUGACGGGGCAAAACCUGGAAGUCAGGAACCCAAGAGCAAAGCCCACACGGAUGGUAUUCAGGUGGAACAUACUUCAGCUUCUGGGCCAACAGUGGUAGAAAACGGUGACCAUGGACUAGAAGAUCACCGCACAGUAUUCCCAGGAGCAAUCAUGGAUGAAAAGCUGUCUUACAAAGAAUAUCUCGAUCGCAAAGAGUCCUGGUCGACAGAUGAGAGAGACCUGUGCUUCGACUCGCAGCCUGUGUUCAAACCCAUGGAGAUGGCUGAUCCCUUCAGCAUGCACAGAGGGGAGAAUCUGCCUGAGUUAUCGUUCCCUACUGACAUGAAGAAUGUGCCACUGUUCCCAGGCCAUGUUGAUGCUUCGAGAGACAUCAUUGCACCACAUGGAUCUAUGAUGGUACCUGAACAGCCUUUCUUGGGGCCCCUGUAUUCUCCUGCAGAGGCUCUAGACCCAUCAGCCUUCAUUGGCCUGGAUUCAAGCACAGAAUUCAUGCAAGGCAGAGCAGGUCCUGAAGAAUAUUGGAUGGGAGCUCAGCAGGACAUGAAGGGACCAGAUGCCUCUUUCUUUGUUGAGCCACCAGGUGCAGCCUCUGUUCCUGCCUCCGAUGUCAUGCCCAUUCCUGCAGAAAAAGCUGGGUCUGUCCAUGCAGGCGACACCAAAUCUCCUUCCCAAGCUCUGGAUGCUGGAUUUGCACCUUCACCCACAGCCAACCCUUUCCAGGCCACGGAUGUUGGGUUUUCUCCUGCACCUGAAGCCAAGCCUGCCAAAGCUGCCAAUGACACAUCCACCCCAGGGGCAGAUCAUGGCUUCACCCCUGCAGCAGAUGCUACAUCCCAUCAUGGUAUGGAUUUGGAGUUUGCCCCAGCAGAAGAUAAUAAACCUCACCACACUGUGGGUUCUGAGUUUGCCCCAGCAGCAGAUAGUAAACCUCACCGCGUUACGGACUUUGAGUUUGCCCCAGCAGCAGAUGCAGAGUUUGCCCCAGCAGCAGAAGUCAACCAUCACCAUGCCAUGGAUUCUGGGUUUGCUCCUGCAGCUGAAGCCAAGCCUUGUCCUGUCAUGGAUUCUGGAGUUGCCUCUGCAGAAACUCAGCCUCUCUCUGCAACUAACAUCAAGAUUGUUGUGUCUGCAGACCUGGUGACACCUGAGUCUUCUCUUCAGCAAGACAAGUCACCCUUUGACAAGUCUCCUGCAGAAGCAAUGGCAAAGGUGGAACAAAAAUCAAAAUCCCCCGAAGCUUCUGUGGAUCAUUUUAAGGAUAGCAAACCCCCUCCCAGCCCCUGUGACGAGCACCUUCCUGGACAAACCAACCACCUCUGGGAACCAGCAGUUCCAGCAGAAGCAAAGGAAGCUGUUGCACUAGAAAAUAAAGACCUUCCAGAAAAAACUGGUUCUGCUGUGGGUGUUGAGACACAAAAGGAGGAGGCUGAGCACAACCAUGUCCAACACGAAGAACCUCAGCAAGGGAAAGCUCUGCAAGAGCCCACAGCUAAGCCAGAGGAGGCCAAACCAGUUGAAGCUGUGACAGGGAACGACAUCACUGCUCCUCCCAACAAGGAGCUUCCCCCCAGCCCAGAGAAGAAGGCCAAGCCUGCCGCAUCCACCUCCUCUCCAAAGCCCGCAGCAGCGAAAGCCAAGCCCCAGGCCACCACCAGCCCCAAGCGGCCAAGCUCAGCCGCCUCAGGGGCAAACAAAAAACCCACGAGCCCUACUGCAGGUCCUACUUCAGCCACCACCACUACCAAACGCCCAGGCACCAGCACCACACGUCCCUCCACCCUAACUGCAAAAGAGGCUAAACCAAAGGUUACAGAUGCAAAGCCCACGGAGAAGAAGACCUCACUCUCAAAAUCUACAUCCUCUACCACUCCUAAAACUCCUUCCAAGAGCACCUCUGCUGCUCCCAAGACAACAGCAGCAUCGCCUGUCACAGCAGCUGGUGCUGCCAAAACCACCACGGCUUCUCCUCCAAAGAGGCCAACAUCCAUCAAAACUGACACGAAGUCCACGGAUGCCAAGAAGACCUCUGCAAAGUCACCAUCAGCAGACUCGAGCCGCCCUAAGAGUGCUACUGGCAAUGCCACCAAAAGCAGUGCCACCACUCCUUCCACCACCGCCUCCAGUGCUCCCAGUGUCCCUGGCGUGGCCAAGCCCAAGCCCAAGCCUGCUGCAACCAAAUCCGCCACGGCCUCAACCGCAUCAGCAGAUGCUAAAAAAACCACUCCCAAGGCUCCGACUAAACCCAGCACCGGUUCCAAGCCUCCUCGCCCCACCAGCAGUGUCUCUGCUCCAGAUCUGAAAAAUGUACGUUCCAAAAUUGGAUCAACAGAUAACAUUAAACAUCAGCCUGGUGGAGGAAAGGGGAAAAUGGAGAAAAGGCCAGAAUCAGCCGCCGCCACGCAAAAGUCUGAGCCCAAUGCGGUCACUAAAGGGGCUCCUACUAAAACAUCUGUAUCAAAAGAGAGUGUCCCCAAACAGCCCAAUGGGAAAGUCCAGAUAGUCUCCAAAAAAGCGAACUACAGCCAUGUUCAGUCCAAGUGUGGUUCCAAGGACAAUAUUAAGCAUGUCCCUGGAGGUGGGAAUGUGCAGAUCCAGAACAAGAAAGUUGACCUUUCCAAAGUGUCCUCCAAGUGUGGCUCUAAAGCGAAUAUCAAGCAUAAGCCAGGAGGAGGAGAUGUCAAAAUUGAAAACCAGAAACUGAACUUCAAGGAGAAGGCCCAAGCCAAAGUGGGUUCUCUGGACAACGUGGGACACUCGCCAGCAGGAGGAACAGUGAAG